Messenger RNA from Gymnogyps californianus (California condor), 2597 nucleotides. It is a transcript of the gene F2RL1, whose product is annotated as F2R like trypsin receptor 1. Gene Ontology annotation, biological process: thrombin-activated receptor signaling pathway; blood coagulation; positive regulation of Rho protein signal transduction. Bases 1 to 1182 code for a protein of 393 amino acids. Lineage: Eukaryota; Metazoa; Chordata; Aves; Accipitriformes; Cathartidae. The transcript has 2 exons. Gene Ontology annotation, molecular function: thrombin-activated receptor activity. Gene Ontology annotation, cellular component: membrane. The record is from RefSeq and is a predicted model, not a curated record.
AUGGCUGGGCGCCACGGGCUGUGCCUGCUACUGCUACUGCUGCUCUGUGCGCUGCUGGGAGCCGCCACUCCCGCAGAGAGUAGUGGAACAAGCAGUUCAAAAGGAAGAAGUUUCGCUGGCCGGAAAGUUCCAACUACAAAUAAUGCCUCUGAAGAGUUAUAUGAAGUGGAUGAAUUUGCAGCAAAAGCCCUCACAGGAAAGCUGACUACAGUUUUUCUUCCCAUUGUCUAUAUCAUUGUCUUUAUCAUUGGUUUGCCAAGCAAUGCCAUGGCCCUCUGGGUCUUUUUUUUCCGAACAAAGAAGAAACAUCCGGCUGUGAUUUAUAUGGUUAACUUGGCAUUGGCAGACCUUCUUUUUGUUGUCUGGUUCCCGCUGAAGAUUGCAUACCAUGUAAAUGGCAAUAAUUGGCUAUUCGGUGAAGGUCUCUGCAAAGUACUUGUUGGAUUUUUCUAUGGAAAUAUGUACUGUUCCGUUCUCUUUAUGACAUGUCUCAGUGUGCAACGGUAUUGGGUUGUAGUGAACCCCAUAGUGCAUUCAAGAAAGAAAUCUGAAAUUGCCUUGGGCAUCUCCCUUGCUAUCUGGAUACUGAUUCUUUUGGGCACCAUUCCAUUAUACCUUGUUAAUCAGACAGCAUAUAUUUCAAAUCUUAACAUCACCACCUGCCAUGAUGUGUUGCCUGAAAAUGUUUUGGCUCAUGAUAUGUUCAAUUAUUUCCUCUCACUUGCAAUUGGACUCUUCUUAAUCCCAGCUCUCCUCACUGCUGUUGCUUACAUACUAAUGAUUAAGACUCUGAAUGCUUCCAUCUCAGAUGUAAGCACUGGGAAGAAACGAAAAAGAGCUAUCAAACUCAUUAUCGCUGUCCUUUCCAUGUAUCUCAUCUGUUUUACACCUAGCAAUGUGCUGCUUGUUGUGCACUAUUGGCUCCUCAAAACCUACAGCCAGAGCUAUCUGUAUGUGUCGUACAUAACUGCACUGUGUCUUUCUACUUUGAACAGUUGUAUUGAUCCAUUCAUCUAUUACUAUAUUUCAAAAGACUUCAGAGACAACCUUAAAAAUGCUCUUCUUUGCCGAAGUGUGCGAACUACACGGAGGAUGCAAGUGUCUCUCUCAUCAAGCAGAUACCCCAAGAAAUCAAAUUCUUAUUCUUCAAACUCAAAUGGGACCACUAAAUCAACCUACUAAGUUUAAUCCUAGAAAAGUGAACUUUUAUUACUACUGCUGAAAGGAUGUAAGUGACAAGAGAGUUAUUGUGUACAAGAGAGUCUGAAGAAACAUCUCUGCUUUUUAAUUACAUUGAAGCCUGGAUUUCGGAACUGGCAGCUGCUUACCCUGUGUAGAAAUGGUAAGCAGAUAAAUCUUCCCAGUAGACUGGAAAAAAAUCAUGACAUUUCAGAUGCUCUGCAAAAAUGCUGCUCACUUGGAAGUGAGUUGUGGUUGAAGACAUUUUUGUUCAAUAUUGAAGUUGUUAAAAAGCAAAAUGUGACUGGAAAGUUAUGUAGUGUUGCUAGUAUAUUUAAUAGAGAAAUCUGUUUUGUUUGGCUUUAACUGUAAUGUAUUAAACAGCUGAACAGAUUGUGUACACUGAACAUUAUUUGAAACCGUAGAGAGAAGGAAGGGAGAAUCCAUUUCACUGUCUUGGUGUAGACUGCUUAUUAUCUUUAGUAUAAUGUAAUUUUAUAUUGUUUUCCAAGUUAUCAUGCUGUAAGUACUAACACGGCAGAAGCCUGUAAGGUUAUGCUAUUGAGUUGACAAGCUGAACUUGUUAUCAGCUAGCACUGAGAUAAAAUGUUAGUUGAGAUUAUACACCGUUACUUAAUGCUUGCCAGUACAUGAUCUUAAAUGGGGAUAUUUAACAAAGUUUUGAUGAAUAGCUAUUUGAUUUUUAUAUAAUGUGCCUUGUAUUUUUUAAGAUCUCUAAAUAAGAUUUUUUUUUUGUUUUUAAUAACACAUUUGAGUUGGGUGCUUUCUUUUAUGUUUUUACAUGCUCUUCAAAAUGCUGAGUAGUUCAGCUUGCCUGGCUUCAGGUAACAAAGAUACUAUUCCUAACAGUGAAUUAGAAGUCUGACAACUGUAGCUGUAAUGUCUAAAUGGGUUAAGUAAAAUUUACCUAAUGACGCAUUUCAUUAGAGUGAAACUGUUCCCUUAUCUUAUUAGCAGAUAACUAAAACCAAAUGGUUCAGAACUGGGGGGGAAUAAUAAACAAACACAUUAACAAGAUAACAAACUUCAGCCUCAGUGGAUUUCUGAAAUAUCUUAAGUCCUCUUCCCUCACCCAGAAUAUUUGUGGCCACUCAGGAAUAUGGAAUCACAUUUACUUUUAAUCUGAAAAGCUGAUGGGUGUAUGUUUCGUGGUAGGAUUUAAAGGCAUUUUUUUCAAAUCUUGCAGUCCUGAUAUGUUUCACCAAGUUGUACAUUGAACUCACAUCCAGGUGACCUGUCUGAGACUUAGGCAUAGCUGGGUCCCUACAAACACAAGCAAAUGGAAAAGCCCUCAGUCCAAAAAGUACUCUGAGACAGAUGGUAUAUAGAUAGGAAAUAUUUACCAUUUCAAAUAUGGAGAGUAAAGAAGGGGGUAGAUUGAACUGUAGCAAGAAUUU